Messenger RNA from Carica papaya (papaya), 579 nucleotides. Its product is annotated as MYB-like transcription factor EOBII. Gene Ontology annotation, molecular function: sequence-specific DNA binding; DNA-binding transcription factor activity. The record is from RefSeq and is a predicted model, not a curated record. Gene Ontology annotation, biological process: regulation of DNA-templated transcription. Gene Ontology annotation, cellular component: nucleus. NCBI's taxonomy places the organism in Eukaryota, Viridiplantae, Streptophyta, Magnoliopsida, Brassicales, Caricaceae.
AUGGAGAAAAAGCCAUGCAACUCUCAGCAAGCUGAAGUGAGAAAGGGGCCAUGGACAAUGGAAGAAGACUUGAUUCUCAUCAACUAUAUUGCCAACCACGGUGAAGGUGUAUGGAACUCUCUUGCUAAAUCUGCAGGUUUAAAACGUACCGGAAAGAGUUGCCGGUUGCGGUGGCUAAACUACUUGCGCCCGGAUGUCCGACGAGGAAAUAUAACACCAGAAGAGCAGCUGUUGAUCAUGGAACUCCAUGCUAAGUGGGGAAACAGGUGGUCAAAAAUUGCAAAGCAUCUACCGGGAAGGACAGAUAACGAGAUAAAGAAUUAUUGGAGAACUAGAAUCCAGAAACACAUUAAGCAAGCAGAAAAUUUCUCAGCACAAAACUCUGAUCAGGUAAAUGAACAAGCCAGUUCAGCAAGUCAAGUUUCUGGCACAGUUGAAACAAUGGAAACUUAUUCACCUCCUUCAUAUCAACCAAGCAUGGAAGCUUUUCCACCAGUACUACCUUUACCUUCUGAAUCAAAUGAAAACUACUGGAGUAUAGAGGAUCUUUGGUCCAUGCAUCUACUUAAUGGUGAUUAA